Messenger RNA from Haliotis rubra (blacklip abalone), 4807 nucleotides. RefSeq names its product cold shock domain-containing protein E1-like. NCBI's taxonomy places the organism in Eukaryota, Metazoa, Mollusca, Gastropoda, Lepetellida, Haliotidae. The record is from RefSeq and is a predicted model, not a curated record. The transcript is spliced from 17 exons. Gene Ontology annotation, molecular function: nucleic acid binding.
CUAUAUCCUUUGUAAGGUCAGAGGGUACUGGUAUCCUAAGAUGGCGGCAAUGAUGCAGUGAUGUGCUGAAUUGGGCACUCCUUUUGGAAAAAGGGGAAGAUAAAACGUUGAGUUUAACCAAGAUAACGAAAACUACGGAAAACCUUUUGAUACCUAAGCUAACGAACCAGGUGCCCAAUCCGUCAAAAACUAGCACACACUGCACAUCUGAGGUACUAUAGAGGGACAACAGCAGGACAACAAGUGAUACAGAGCAUUAACACAAGAAUCUUCGAACAAACUUCUUCGUCCAAUGUCUGUCAGAAAGAUGAAUAGUCCUCAGUGGAAGAAAUUCCAGCCGCCAGCCCAAGAUCCCGCCAUCAUGUCUUUCCAUCAGGGUCCCAACAUAGUUUCAUCGUACAAUAAUAUUCCAACAUCAGGCAACAAUGGUCUUAGGGAAACAGGGAUAAUUGACAAACUUCAGCAUUCCUAUGGAUUUAUUCAGUGCUGUGAUAGAGAAGCCAGGCUCUUUUUCCACUUCAGUGAAUAUAGUGGUGAUAUAGACACCAUGAAAAUAGGAGAUGCAGUGGAAUUCCAAAUGUCUUAUGACAGGAGGACAGGGAAACCUAUCGCUGUGACUGUGGUCAAGGUUGACAACAGCAUGGUUACCACAGAGAUUCUCAGUGAUGAGCGCUUUGUUGGCAGCAUAGUUCAGGUGGCUAAACCAUCGCAUGCAAAAAAUGGAACAGUUGUUAACAGUCAGGAUGGACUUGGUCGAGUCACUUAUGAACAUAAUGGGGAAUGCUUCUUCCUUCCCUAUGGUCUGGAGGAUUUGUCUGACAGUAGUGUGAAACUCAAACCGGGUGACCAGGUCAUGUUUCACAUAGCCACAGAUAAAAGGAAUGGUAACAUACGUGCAAGGCAGAUUGAGAUGCUGCAGCCACCGAGCCAGCAGAGGUUCCAGGGAGUGGUGUGUUCCAUGAAAGAGACGUUUGGCUUUAUUGAGAGAGCCGAUGUAGUGAGGGAGAUAUUCUUUCACUACAGUGAAUUCAAGGACAACAUCAAUGAGCUAAUACUCGGGGAUGACGUGGAAUUUAGUGUUCAGAAUAGAAAUGGCAAAGAAGUUGCUGUAGAUAUAUCUCGCUUACCAGAAGGAACUGUGAUAUUUGAGGAUAUUGGUCUGGAUAUGAUAAAAGGAAAAGUGCUAAAAACCUUAAAGAAUGGCAACAAUCGUCGACAGAGUGACCCUCUUGGUGGGAGAAUUAUAUAUGAAACACCUAAAGGUACAAUGGAUAUUCCAUUUGGUGAUAAAGACCAGAAAGGUGAUUAUACUCUUCAUCAAGGUGACAUUGUGGAGUUCAAUAUUGCAACUGAUCGUCGAGAUAAACUCCAGAGGGCAACCAACAUACAGCUUGUAGAAGAAACAUUUGAUAAAGUUGGGGAAGUCCGAGAAACGGGUUUAGUUGUGAGCUUGAAAGAAGGCUAUGGAUUUAUCCAGUGUGCUGACCGCGAUGCAAGAAUGUUCUUCCACUUCAGUGAACUUCUUGAUCCAACGUCUGCAGUCAAUGUACAGGAUGAUCUUGAGUUUACUGUAGCUCAGGAUCCCUCUGCCUCCAAUCGUCAGAUUGCCAUUCGUAUCAAGCAUCUUCCUAAAGGUUCUGUGUCUUUCCUGACCAUUCAUAAUGAAAAAUAUAUUGGAACAGUAGACAGAGAGCCUGCAACUCACAAAACACAAGCCAAGAAUAAAGAACAAGAGGGUGGUAACGUUGUCUUUGACUAUGAAGGCACCAUCCAAUCUAUUACGUAUUUUACCAAAGACCUUGUGGAGAUGAAACAGGCUCCCCGCUAUGGUGACAAGGUAGGUUGAAUUUCGAUAGGGGAACAAAAGUCCAAUAACAAGCGCCAAGCUGUGAAUGUUCGAGUGGUUUUGAGGAACAUCACUGGUCGCUGUCAGGGCUUUAUUGCAACACUGAAAGAUAAUUAUGGCUUCAUAGAGAAUGCAGAACAUGACAAGGAAGUCUUCUUCCACUAUAGUUCGUUCGACAAGGAUGCCAGUGACCUGGAGCUAGGAGAUGAAGUGGAGUAUAUCCUUGCCCGAAAAAGCAGCAAAUUAAGUGCCGAAAAUAUCCGCAAGUUGCCAAAAGGAACUGUUGCACCAGAGGAAAUGCUGCGAGAUCAGGGUAUCCUGCAGGGAAAGAUUAUCCGUCCAAUGAGGAUCGUCAACCCUGAACAGGAUGAGUACUGUGGUCUGGUGCAGGUGAGGGAAGAGGACGACCCCAGUAUGGUCACCUAUCCAUACGGAAUCACAAGUCUUGCAGACAAGCGAGAUUUCCUGCAGAAAGGGGACAUUGUUAAGUUCAAUGUUGCUGUGGUGAAGUCCUCUGGAUCUCACAGAGCUGUCAACAUAGCAGCACUGCGGAAGUAUGUUCGAGCCAGGGUGGAUUCAGUCAAGGGACAGUUCGGGUUUAUCCAGUAUGAGGUAGAAGAAGGCAAGAAGCUGUUCUUCCAUAUGACAGAAGUCCAUGAUGGAGCUGAAAUUCAACCAGGGAAUGAAGUGGAGUUUGUCGUCGUUCAAAACCAAAGAAACGGAAAAUACUCAGCCUGCAGUCUCAGGAAAAUCACAGACCAUCAGCGCCCAGAACGCCUUAUCAGUCGGCUGAAAAGUAUGUCAGAUGAGGUUGGGCAACGCAUGAUGAUCAUCAGAGCACCCAAAGGCCCAGAUAACACAAAAGGCUUUUCUCAGCCAAGACAGCCAUGGACACCAACUGUUUGAGUUUGAAGCUAAAGUCGAUGUCAGUUUUGCUGUCUUAUGCAGAUGAACAAAAAAAAAUAUAAGUUAUAAAAAAUAGUCACUAACUGUCAAAGUGUCUUUCAUUUCUACAUUUUUGUGCCUCAAAAAUGCCUAUCCUAUGUCUUUGAUUCCUCUACGGAGGCCAAUGGCUCCCCUUAUUGUAUGUGUGCAUGUAUGUAUGUAUGUUUGAAUGUAUGUGUGUGUCAGCUGUCCAAGUGAGAGACCCAAAUCCUGAUGUAGUAGACAGAAAUGAAAUCCUUGUUUGGCUGUUGCUUUUGAAUGUGACACAAUUUUAUGAAAAAAAGGUUCAACAAAACCAAAAAAAUAUUUAAAAAACUUCCCAGUUGUUAAAUGUGUAAAAGAUGUUUUCUUGCCUGUGAAAGGCUUUAGAUACUUUUCCUUGUGUUUUGUUUUUUCUUCUCCAAUUUUUUUAUCAUUUACCCUGCCUUAUAAGGCUAAAAUGGGCAAUUUUCAGGUGGCGUUUUUAUCAUGAAGUUUUUUGAAUUUGUGGAGUUGGUGAGCUGACGAAGGAAGCACUAAUUUCAUGUUUGGUUUCAUGCAUAAGUUUGGGCCAGACUUUUACCAUCAUUGUUGUGUACAGAUUAACCAUAGUUCGCUGCAAUGCUGAGACAACUGUGCAUAAUGUAUAAUGUGACAUUAACUAAUGUAUGCCAUACCUGUAAUAACACAUUACAAUCAUGAGUAUCAUCUGUGUAAACAGCAUAUUGUUAAGCAAUUUAUGAUGGAACAAUGAAAGAUUUGUAACACUGAUUGCAGCUAUUUAUCAUCAUGUAGAGGAUCACAUAUCAGCAUUGAUAGAUUGCUAAUCACAUGCUCACUUGACUACCGACGGACUGUGUUCCUGUAGACAAAGUGCUGGCUUUGUGAUGCUGUUGUUACAUUGUGCCUGCUUAUGAUUUAAUAUCCAAGAAACAAGUUCACUAUGCUCAUGAACCCUCCAUAACGUCCAAAUAAGCCUGCCUAAUACUGGUCUUGGAGGAAGCAACAAUGUUAUGGCUCACCAAAAAAAAAAAGGAGAAAAAAAAAGAUUGGUUCUCAGGCAAUGACUUUUGGAAAAGAUGGUCCAGGCAGGCUAAUUUGUUGGGUUUUUGGGGUGGGGUGGGGGGUGAGGUGGUGGUGCUAUGUCCAAACUAGUAUGUUACUAAUUAAACGGAUAUCAAACCAACCAACCCGGGAAGGUAUCUCCGUACAUUAUUUCAGUUGUUGAUGGGAAAAUACUGACAAAUCAGUUGUCUUUUGUCAAAUUUGAGCAGUUUGAGGCCUCCUUAGUAAUUCUUCAAGCAGGAGCCAUAUAUUCUGUGAAUGUGCUCCUAUCAUUGCAUUAGAAAGAAUUCAGGCAUUUAUAACAAGAUAAUUACACAGUAAAUGUCAUUUCUCCACAUAAACAAUGCAAAUAAAUACAGAAAAUAAAGGCAACUAUAAAUCAUGAUACCCCAUCAUGUUAAGCUGUGCUUUGUCAGCAAUUUCAUUCACAUUGACCAAGUUUGCAAAUGGCAAAACAAGCACACAAACUCUCCCUACCACCAUGAAUGUAACACUAAGUAUGCAUUGUAGCAAUGUAAAAAUAAAGGGGUAACUGUGUAUUAUAUUGUGUUAUUUUAAUACUGCAGCAUGUCACUGCUGAGGCCAUCUGUUCGACACAGAAUAUUUACAAGUUGGGUUUUUUCAAAUUAGAAGCAAAAAUGAAAUGUAUAGUAGUGCCUGAGAACCAAGACUGGGGUUUUUUUAGCCUUAAAAGAAACUAUUUAUUGAAACUACUCCCUUUCUGUUAUUAUUCUUUGAUUUUGGCAAUCUGAAACCUUUAGAUACUAAUUUAUAUGUAAUAACCAUGAAACUGUCUGCUCAAUGGCUGAGAUUAUGUUGCAUAUUGAGGCAACAGCACUGAGCCAUUCUGCGCAGGACUACUUAGGUCCUUGAUGGAAAGACUGCGAUACUUGUUACGUUUUCUUGUAUUGCAACUAAAUGCAACAAGAUCAUCUGCCAGGCUUGCCUGAGAAAUAAAAUAAAUCAACCAAA